AUGGAGUAUCCCGCGUUGGGCACCGUGGAGGCAGCGGACAGUGGAGGGGCCCGGCCAUACAACAGCUCCGAAGAGCGAGAAGGACGGGAACCGGACGGGCUGCGCUUCGACCGCGAGAGGGCGCGCCGCCUGUGGGAAGCAGUGUCCGGGGCCCAACCAGUGGGGAGGGAGGAAGUGGAGCACAUGAUCCAGAAGAACCAGUGUCUCUUUACCAAUACCCAGUGUAAGGUUUGCUGCGCCUUGCUCAUUUCUGAGUCCCAGAAGCUGGCACACUACCAGAGCAAAAAACAUGCCAACAAAGUGAAGAGAUACCUAGCAAUCCAUGGAAUGGAGACAUUAAAAGGGGAAACGAAGAAGCUAGACUCAGAUCAGAAGAGCAGCAGAAGCAAAGACAAGAACCAGUGCUGCCCCAUCUGUAACAUGACCUUUUCCUCCCCUGUCGUGGCCCAGUCGCACUACCUGGGGAAGACCCACGCAAAGAACUUAAAGCUGAAGCAGCAAUCCACUAAGGUGGAAGCCUUGCACCAGAAUAGAGAGAUGAUAGACCCAGACAAGUUCUGCAGCCUCUGCCAUGCGACUUUCAACGACCCUGUCAUGGCUCAACAACAUUAUGUGGGCAAGAAACACAGGAAACAGGAAACCAAGCUCAAACUCAUGGCACACUAUGGGCGGCUGGCAGACCCUGCUGUCACUGACUCAUCAGCUGGGAAGGGCUACCCCUGCAAGACGUGUAAGAUAGUACUGAACUCCAUAGAACAGUAUCAAGCUCAUGUCAGCGGCUUCAAACACAAGAACCAGUCACCAAAAACAAUGGCAUCACCCCUGGGCCAGAUUCCAGUGCAAAGGCAGCCCAUUCAGAAAGACUCAGCCACCUUGGAAGACUAG
Molecule: messenger RNA, 885 nt
Organism: Odobenus rosmarus divergens (Pacific walrus)
Lineage: Eukaryota; Metazoa; Chordata; Mammalia; Carnivora; Odobenidae
Gene: ZNF346
Product: zinc finger protein 346
Exons: 7
Coding region: 1-885 (294 amino acids)
Molecular function (GO): zinc ion binding; double-stranded RNA binding
Source: RefSeq, a predicted model, not a curated record